This is a messenger RNA of Danio aesculapii, 9947 nucleotides long. RefSeq names its product dachsous cadherin-related 2 (gene dchs2). Gene Ontology annotation, biological process: calcium-dependent cell-cell adhesion; multicellular organism development; cell morphogenesis. The coding region runs from base 111 to 9905 and encodes 3264 amino acids. Lineage: Eukaryota; Metazoa; Chordata; Actinopteri; Cypriniformes; Danionidae. Gene Ontology annotation, cellular component: catenin complex; adherens junction; plasma membrane. Gene Ontology annotation, molecular function: cadherin binding; calcium ion binding. The record is from RefSeq and is a predicted model, not a curated record. The transcript has 20 exons.
CCCCGAAAAACAGCGUAAACUUCAGUCCGAAGUGAAGAAGAUACUGUGAAGACGUGCUUCCUCUUCAGCCUAUAAUGAUUAUAACUCAUUAAUCCUACUAAUGUUUUCGUAUGAAAAUGGAGUUUUACACACGGACUUUCUUCCAGUGUCUCUUACUCACAUUAUUAUGUGAGCACGUUUGCGCGCAGGUGUUCAAUCUCAGUCUCUCCGUAGAGGAAGGUUUACCUGCGGAAACUAUUGUCGGGGAUAUAAGAGCUGGACUACCGGCGAAAACCCAGAGUUCUGGAUUUUUUAUAUCUGAGAGCAGAGAUUCGGAGGUGUUCAGAGACUUUGAGAUCGACGGAGACACCGGGAUCAUCUCCACCGCAGUGGUGUUGGAUCGAGAGCGCACAGAUAAGUACGAGUUCGCGGCCGCAACCUUAACAGGGGAGGUUAUUAAAGUAUCUAUUCAGGUGACGGAUAUAAAUGAUAACUUCCCAAUAUUCCCUGUAAAAACAAUCCAUUUGAAUGUGUCUGAAUUAAGCCCUCCAGGAACCCGCUUUGAGUUGGAAGGAGCACAGGACAAGGAUGAGGGUGAUUAUGGCACCCAGGGCUACAGAAUAACAGAUGGAGAAAUGAGAGAACAUUUUAAAGUGGAGAUCCGCAGUAAUGGAGUUGGCAUGUUCAAUUUAGACCUUAUUCUGCAAACAAGAUUAGAUAGAGAAAUAGCAGACUUCUAUAGUUUCACAAUUGAGGCUUUUGAUGGUGGUGUUCCACCAAAAACAGGCCAGUUGCAAGCGCAUAUUUCUGUACUUGAUGAAAAUGACAACCAGCCUGUUUUCAAUCAAUCCGAGUAUCAUGCUGUCGUAAUGGAAAAUGCCACAAUAAUGACACCAGUCUGCCAGGUAUUUGCGACAGACACAGAUCUUGGAAGCAAUGGCCAGGUCACCUAUGGGAUCAAUCGCCGUCAAAGUGACCCCAAUGAGUUUUUCGCUAUUGGCAGUUCUUCAGGUAUCAUCAGUGUCAAUAAACAUUUGGACUAUGAAAACCAGUCAUUUUAUGAACUCAUUGUGACAGCAUGGGAUUUCGGAAUUCAACCCGAAUCCUCCAGCACAUUUGUAAGUAUUAAAGUCCUGAAUGUCAAUGACAACCCUCCGAAUAUUAGCAUCCUGUUUCUUAAUGAGGCUGGAGCACCUGAAGUAUCUGAAGGAGCAGGACCUGGAGACUAUGUUGCCAGGAUUGCCGUCUCAGAUCCAGAUUUAGGAGAUGUCAAGAAGAUCGAUGUGCUCCUCCAAGGUGGGGAUGGGAUGUUUUCCCUCAGAUCCAUGGAUGAUUUUCUUUAUGUUCUCUGUGUUGAUGGCCCACUGGACAGAGAGAUGAAGGACUUGUAUGAACUCACUGUGACUGCCUCAGAUUUUGGUUCCCCUCCUUUGAGCAGCAAGAAAACAUUUCAGAUUCAGGUCACAGAUGUGAAUGACAAUCCACCUGUUUUUGAUCAAACCAUGUAUGAGGAAAGCAUUGACGAGGAUGUGCGAGAGGGAACAGCUGUAUUUCGAGUCAAAGCAACGGACAGAGAUCUAGAAGGGGACUCUGGAAUCAUCUACUUUAUUGUGCAGUCAGAGCAAAAGUGUCAAUUUAACAUAGAUCCAACAUCAGGCCUCAUUACUACAUCUGCUGCCCUUGACCAUGAGAGAGAGACGGAGCUGAGGUUUGUGGUGGUGGCGAGUGAUGGUGGUUCCCCUUCUCUGUCUUCUACAGCCACUGUGAUCAUCCAUGUGGAGGAUGUCAAUGACAACAAACCCAUUUUCCAACAACAAUUGUAUAAUGCAACUGUCAAAGAACACACAGCUGUUGGAACAUGCAUCUUACAGGUCACUGCCAUAGAUGCCGAUGGUGCUGAGUUUGGAUCAGUGCAAUACUCCCUUUAUGACGGCUUCAGUGGCAAGAAUGUUCACCCUUUCUUUCACAUAAACUCUGUGACUGGGAACAUCUGUGUGUCUCAAGAUAUUGAUCACGAAGCUGACCUUUUGACCUUUGACCUGUUGAUUAAAGCUGAAGAUCAAGACGGGUUCAGCUCGCAAACAUUUGUUCAUAUCGACAUAGAAGAUGUCAAUGAUAAUGCUCCUGUUUUUAAUCCUGGGAAAUAUGUCACAAGCGUUAGUGUCCAUGCCCAACCUGGCACCGAGCUCCUUAAUGUUUAUGCUUCUGACCAAGAUGCUGGAAACAAUGGGAAAAUAACAUACGAACUUCAGCCCGGAGAUUCUGCUACUUUAUUUACCGUGGACCAGUCAACAGGUUCGGUCUACCUGAGCUCUUCUCUAAUGCAGCUGCGCAGUAGCAGUGUGAAGCUGUCUGUCUCUGCUCGAGAUGGAGGAGGCUUGUCUGCCGCUCAUCCCGCUAACAUCACUGUGAACAUCUUGCAGAGCGACCAGCCUCCUGCCCUCUUCCAGAAAGCCCAAUACACCUUCUCCAUCUCUGAGGACGCACCAGUGGGCUCUUCUGUGGGUUUGGUCCAGGCCAUUACCCCUGCAAAUUCAGUGGAGGUAGUUUCAUAUGUGAUAUCCUCAGGUGAUCCGCAGGGGCUUUUUUCAAUUGAUUCCCAGACUGGCAUCAUCAACACUGCCCAGCCCCUGGACCAUGAGUCUAUCUUAUAUGUCAUUUUAAACAUACAGUUCCACACAGGGACCCUUCCUAUCCACAGCAGUGCUCAGGUCAAUGUCUCCAUCAUUGACGUCAAUGACAACCCUCCUGUGUUCCAGAAGACCUCAGAACACAUCACCAUAUCCCGUAACACCCCUCCAGGAACACCACUCUUCAUUGCACAUGCCCACGACACAGACAGUGGACUUAAUGGCAGAAUUCAUUACAUGUUACUUCCUAAAAGCCACUUGUUUACCAUCCACCCAAAUCUUGGGACUCUCAUACUGAAUGGUGAUGUCUUCAGAGAUUCCAGCUCGAGGUACGAGCUCAGCAUCAUAGCUGAGGAUGAGGGUCAUCCUUCAUUGAGCUCUACAUUAGGGCUAGUGGUAGAGAUGGAUUCUUCUGCUUCUGUGGAAGACACUCUAGCAUUUGAAACUCUGGUUUAUCAAGUGGAAAUAGGAGAAAGUGCUUCAAAAGACACCAGAAUGAUUCAGGUACGUGCUCACGGAACUAAAUCUCAAUCCAAAGGAACCUCUGGAAAAGAAACCUCUGUUAUCACUUACUCUCUUAAACCUCUCUCUGGAGUCCCACCAUUCAGAAUCCACCCUGAAACUGGAUGGAUGUUUGUAUCUCAGAGACUUGACUAUGAAACAGAACCUAUCUACAGAUUUUUUGUGUGUGCAAAAGCACAGAAUAGCAAAAUGGAGGCCACAGCAACUGUGGUGGUCAUGGUUCAGGAUGAGAAUGACAAUGCACCAGUUUUCAGUAGGGAUGUGUAUUUCUUCAGCGUGCAGGAGGGACCGUCUCCUCAUGGAGUGAUUGGAACAGUAAAAGCUUCAGACAGAGAUUCACUUAACAAUGGAGUGUUGUCCUACAUCUUGCUGACAGAUGGAAAAUACUUUUCUGUCAACUCCAGAACAGGAGAGAUCAUAAACCUGGUGGCUUUGGAUCGUGAGGAGCAGGCGCAGCAUGUUUUGAGGGUGAUGGUCACAGAUCAGGGUCGACCUCGUCUCAACACCACCACUACUAUUCACAUUACUGUGACAGAUGUCAACGACAACCGGCCACAAUUCACACACAUACCUUCCUCUAAAGAGCUAAACGUACAGGUGUGGGCAGGUAUUCCAGUGAAUUCUGUUGUUAUCAGCAUGUUUGCUAAAGACCUUGAUGCUGGAGAGAAUGGGACUGUCAAGUUCUCCAUGACAGAUAAUCAGCUGGGCCACUUUAGUAUUGAUAGCCAUAGUGGUGAUGUCAAAGUGACACCACAGUUCUCCUCAAACCCGCAGAUGCGCUACACCCUGAGAGUGGUUGCCACAGACAGUGGCCUUUUUCCCCUGGAGGAGACUGCAGUUGUUCACAUACAGGUUUAUGUCUUGGAUCAACAAAAAGAAAAUUUCCAGAGCAGCCUUCAACACUUUACUGUACUAGAAGAUGUGAGACUGGGAACUAUCAUUGGAUCACUUGGUGUUUCUAAUGCACCAGAUACACAACUACGAUAUUCAAUUGUUGAGGGUGAUGGUAGUUUGCAGUUUGGCAUUAAAAGUUCUAGUGGCCAGCUUUAUGUGGCACAGCAUCUGGACUACGAAGUCACUCAGCGCUACUUCUUGGUUGUGCGUGCAGAAGCCUUUCCCACUUUUAAUGUCACUGUAUUUGCUGCGGUCAGCAUUCUCGAUGUUAAUGAUCACAACCCCUGGUUCCCUAGCAAUGGCAACAUUGUGAUGUUUGGUGUUUAUGAGGAUGUUUCCAAUGGAACAGUGGUAUAUGUGUUUAAUGCACAUGAUGGUGAUGGAAGUCUACACUACAGUGAGCUUUAUUAUUCUUUGAUCUACGACCCCAGCCCUGCCAUUGAAGGGCUGCCUUUACACAUUGACCAUCACACUGGAGUUGUGACAACAAAUGGACAACUGGACCGUGAACGCACUGAGAACAUUAUAUUUAGAGUGACAGCCAGUGACAGCUUGAAUGAGCCCAACGAAAGGAAAAAUGCAUCAAUCAUAGCUCAGAUGAUUGUGCUGGAUAUCAAUGACAACAGUCCUACAUUUGUCUCCAUGGAUAUAGCAUGUGUCCCAGAGCACACAGAAGUUGGACUUUUGGUUCAUCAUGUGAUGGCCAGAGAUGAAGAUGAAGGAAGAAAUGGGCAUGUCACUUACAGUGUGUCUUCAGGGAACGAGAAGGGCUACUUUCACAUGGAAAGCACAGGGCAUCUGUUCCUGAAUUCUUCCGUGGAUUAUGAAUCCCAGCAUGUCCACAUUCUCACUGUCCAGGCUAGAGAUAAUGGUGUCCCGUCUCUGUCCUCCACUCAGACACUCACUGUGAGGGUUCUGGAUGUUAAUGACCAUCCUCCUGUGUUCCAGCAGCACAUUUACAACACCACUGUCAUUGAGAACAGAGAGCCAGGAGAGAUCAUUGUUCAAGUCACUGCAGUCGACCUGGAUUCAGAGGUGAAUUCUGCUCUGAGCUACAGCUUGUUACCUGGCCCUGGAUAUGAGUUCUUCACAAUAAACUCCCACACUGGACACAUCAGCACUUCCGUUCGGCUAGACAGAGAGAUCCAAUCCACAUUUACUCUUAGAGUUCAGGCAGAGGACGGUGGGACUCUGUCUCUAUCUGGAACUACAACAGUUUUGUGCGCUGUCCUGGAUGAAAACGACAAUGCUCCGCAAUUUCCCCAACCUGAUUUACAUAUAGUAAUUCCAGAAAAUUUAGCUCCUGGAGUCAUUCACAUUGUCCAGGCCUCUGAUAUUGAUAAUGGGCUAAAUGGAACUAUUCAGUACUCCAUAGAAGAUAUAGAGUGUUUCAGCAUUGAUGCAGUGACUGGGAUGAUCCGUACUACUAGACCCCUGGACAGAGAGGAACGUUCCAACUACUCCCUUCUCAUCACUGCAGCAGACCACGGCCAUCUGCCGUUGAGCUCCUCUGCACUGCUGCACAUCACCCUUACAGAUGAAAAUGAUAACAGCCCCUCAUUCGCCCGGAAAAGCUAUCGAGCCAGCGUUAGCGAGGGGCUCCCUGCGGGUACAGAGAUCCUACAUCUGAUUGCGUGGGAUCCUGACGAGGGGGCCAAUGGUGUAGUGACAUUCUCCCUGGAGGAGGAGAAUUCUGGAAACUUUCAUGUUGAUGGCUCUACUGGAAUGAUAAAGCUCAAAAAGCCAUUGGACCGUGAAACUCGUUCCCAGCAUGUAUUCAGGGCUGUAGCUACUGACGGUUGCAGCGAAGGUCCACGAAGCUCCAUCGCUACAGUUACAAUUCAAGUGGAAGAUAUUAAUGAUAAUCCACCAGCAUGUGUUAAGGAACCCAUGCGAGUGUCAGUGUCUUCAGUGAACGCACGUCCCAAUCGACCCAUUGUAAAGGUAUCGGCCCAUGAUCCUGACCAAGGGGAUAAUGGGACUGUAGUGUUUAGACUUGCAGAAGAAGAUGAACUGUUUCAGGUCGAUGGAUCUGGAGCUGUGAGGCUAAAAGCACCCCUGAGUAAUGAAGUAUCUGGGACAAAGCUGCUCCGCAUACAGGCUGAGGAUCUAGGUAGACCUUCCCUCACCUCCAGCUGCCUUCUGCUGAUUCAGCUUAAUGAUGAAGAGCCACUGUUGCAGUUUACUGAAGACCUUUAUGAAGUUGCAGUUCCAGAAAACAGCAAGACAGGAUCUUGGGUGGCCAAUGUUGUAGCUCAUGACCAGACAUCAGAUGAAGGAAUGAUCAAGUACAAUAUUUUUAGUGGCAAUGAAAACGAAGCCUUCAAUAUUAACCCAGUUACAGGUGAUAUCACUGUAAGGGAUCAGAGACUACUAGACUUUGAGGUUCAGCGUAAAGUUCAACUAGUAGUCCUAGCUGAAAACGGACACCAAUCAGCGUACGCCAGGGUGGCCAUCACUCUACAGGACAUCAAUGACAAUGCACCAGUGUUCAAGCAAAGCUACUACAGAACAGCUGUGUGGGAGGGACAAAUUCAUAACACCUAUGUCAUGCAGGUGUUAGCGACAGAUUCUGACAGUGGUGUAAAUGGGCAGAUCAGUUACUUCGUUAUGGAUGGGAACCACAAUAAUGCAUUUGUGAUCGACUCUGUUCGAGGGAUUCUUGCCACAAAUGCUGUCUUGGACAGAGAAAUUGUCUCAUCCUACAAGUUAAUUAUCCAGGCCAAGGACAUGGGAAAUCCACCUCUUACAGGCACCUGUACUGUCCGUGUCCAGGUUGUAGAUGUAAAUGACAAUAGUCCUACAAUUCCAUCCAUGGAACCAGUGACUAUUGCAGAAAAUCUUCCUCUUGGUUAUAUUGUCACCCGAGUGAUUGCAAACGAUGUGGACCUUAGUCCUUCAGCAACAUACAGAUUAAUAGAGAAGGAUGAUACCAGCAGAAGCUUUGCAAUUGACAUGUACACAGGAUUUAUUACCACAACUAAAAUCCUGGACUAUGAAGAACAAGCUGUCUAUACGCUGAAAGUGGAAGCAUCAGACUCUGUUCAUCAAACUGAAGCUGAAGUCUACAUCCAGGUGUUGGAUGUCAAUGAUAACUCUCCAGUCUUCUCUCAGGAGUCUUACCAGGUUGCGUUGCCGGAGCAUACAUUGGCAGACACAUUUGUUGUGUCUGUUUUAGCAACUGAUAAAGACUCUGGCCAAAACGGAAGAGUUUCUUAUAGGCUACUUUCCUCCCCAGUGAGAGGGUUCUACAUUGAUCCUGACAAUGGUUCUGUGUUUACCAACAAGCCUCUGAAUUAUGUUACAAAUGGAAACAUAUUACGGCUUCUGGUGGAGGCACGUGACAGUGGUGACCCUAACCUUUUUUGUGUCACUUCUGUGGAUAUAGAAGUGGUGGACUUCAAUGAUAAUGCCCCAUUCUUCACACAAAACUCAUACCAGAUAAGUGUUCCUGAGGAUGUGUCUGUUGGAAGUACUCUAAUUACUCUGUUAGCAGAGGACAAGGACUACUCAGAUGAAAACACGCAUUUAGAGUAUGUAAUCAUUAGUGGAAAUGAUGAGAGGCAGUUCUGCCUUGAAGUUGUUAGCAUUCAAGCUGAACCACACAGUCGAACUGUUGGCCAACUGGUUCUCUGUGAUACUCUUGAUCGAGAGACUACAGAUGCAUACUCAUUAACUGUGACUGUAACAGACAGGGGAAUCCCUCCCCUAAAUAGCUCAACUGUGGUUUCAGUCAAAGUCCUUGAUAUUAAUGACAAUGCACCUGCUUUCAGUAAUCCAGAGUACCAUGCACAGGUCAGAGAGAACAGCCCUGUAGGUAUGGUUCUUGUCCAAGUGUCUGCCUACGAUCCUGAUCUAGGUGCAAAUGGCACCAUUACAUACAAUAUAGUCUCAGGUAACAGCAAAGGCUUAAUCACAGUGGACUCUUCAACUGGUGUCAUUAAAGUUAAUGGGACACUGGAUUAUGAGGAGGAUACCAAAUUAACCGUAACAGUCCAAGCAUCAGAUUGGGAAACUUCAAAUGACAAAAAAGUAUCUUUUGCUGUUGUUUACAUUUUGGUUUUGGAUGAGAAUGACAAUUCCCCGUUCUUCAUGUUCCCUACCUACAACUGCUCGGUGUCUGAAAAUCUUCCAGCUUUUACCCCUGUAUGCACAGUACAUGCUAUUGAUGAAGACGCUGGAACCUUCGGACUGCUUAGUUAUUCCAUUGUAACUCCCUGUUUUGUGGACUAUGACAGUAGCAACCCAGACAAGAAGGAAGCCUUUAGUAUUGAUCCUCUAACUGGAGACAUCCACACAAAACAGACAUUUGACUAUGAAGGAGAUCGUAAUUUCUGCUUUGUUGUAGAGGCACGUGACAAAGGAGAUCAAGUUGCAACCUUGAGAGUACGAAUUGAAAUCGAAGGCAUUGAUGAGUUUAGUCCCAUCUUCACACAGAAUGUGUACCAUUUCUCUUUGCCAGCUAAUCCCAAAGUUGGCCAAAGUAUAGGCUACCUGAUGGCUAUGGAUCAUGAUGGUGGUUUGGAUGGUUUAGUAGAGUACUCUUUAGUCAGCCCUUCCCCAUUUUUCAAUGUUAACAAAACAAAUGGCUGUCUAUUUAUUUCAAACUCUGUGUACCAGAAACAAAACCCCAUCUCAAAUGAGACAACAGAGGACCUGAUUGUUCUAGCAAGCAGCCCCAAAUUGGACUCCAGGUCAUCAACCUGUCAUGUUAUUGUUAACAUAUCCAGUUCGACGAAGGCUUUGGCAAGUGCUGAUUUCAGUGUUCACACUGCCACUCUCAGUGUAUCAUUGAUCAUGUUCCUCACAUUUCUACUAAGCUUCAUUGCCCUUGUUUUAAGGUGCAUUUCCAAAAAGAAUGCCACAAAGAAGACACCCUCUUUAUCUGCUAAUCUUAACAGUGAGACUGACUCUUUCGAAACAACUGCUGGCAACCUUCACAACAGUGUUAGUGGUAUUAACCUCCAAGAUUUACAAGAGCCAGUAGACUCGUGGGGAGGAAUAGAUAUCCCAAACCCAUCAAGUAACUCAAACUCGAAUGCCUCAAGUGGAAGAGGAUCUACAGAGGAAGAGACAGCAGAGGACGAAGAAAUCAAGAUGAUCAACAAGUUUCCAUAUUUCAAAAGGCUUAGCUCUCUCACAACACAACAAACAUUAAGAGUCUCAGACUCAGGGAUUCCCAGAGACUCUGAUCAAUUCUCCUUCCACUCUGCAGAUGAAGAUCCGCCUUUUGAUCCCAAUAUAGGUAUAGUGAGAAUAGUGGAUAUGCCCAGUUCUGAGAGUCUCCAUAAUUUCAAGGAUGAAGGAGGAGGUGAGGGCAUGCUUCCACAGGUGGUUAACAUGAAGGAAGUUGAGGAGGUCAUGAGAAGGUGCAUGUCUAUGCGUAAUGACCAGGGUCCAGUUGAGGGUUCACUCGCCAAUCUGAUUUCCUCUGAGGAAAGGCUGCAUGGAAGCCACAGUUGGGACUACGUCAUCAACUGGCAGCCACGCUUCCAAACUUUGGCCUCUGUUUUUACAGACAUUGGGAUGCUUCCAGAUGAAGGAAUGAGGACCAGAGAUGUGGAGCCAGAGUCUCAGAGUCUUUUACACCCACCGCCGCUCAUUACAGCUGUUGCCCAGCCAGGAAUACGUGCCAUUCCACCCAGAAUGCCUUAUAGAAGAUCGCCCCUGGUUAGAUUGCCCACAUACACUAAGAGCUUCACUAGAAACACAGAAUUGAGAAGUUCAGCAAUGACUCCUAAUUUCUCCCCCUCUCUGUCAAUACUUACGGUUCGGACACCCAGUACCUCUCCAGUGGUCUCAGAAACAGGUUUGGGAUCCUACACAAAAAUAGCAACACUGCCUAGAGACAUGUUGGAUGAAGCAGAGAUUCAAAUUUAAUAUUGUAUAUAUUUGUUUUGUAUGUUGUAUGUAAGUAUGUAC